ACGAGCUGUGGUUCAUCGAAUUCGGCCGCGGGGCGGCGCUGCCGUUGACCCCGGAAGAGGCACCGGCGGACGGAGAACCGGUAGUGCCUUGCGCCCAGGGUCGCGUCGUUGUGGAAACCGCGAGACCGGCACCGCCGCACUUUGCUACCUGUUCCGGUUAUCGCCGGCCGCUUCUCAGCCGCAUGCCCAACAAUGCGUCGGUUUGCGCGGACGGGACGAGCAGCGGCGUGACGACGGACCAGCAGGAGCAGCAGCAACAAACCCUUCCUGGCGGCAGGAGCGUCGGUACGCCGCAGAGUCCUGCCACGAGGCCAGAGGAUCUCGGCGUGACGCCCUGGUUCCUGGAGGAAUAUCCGACGGACACGUCGCCGGGGCCGAUGGGCGAUCGGAGCUCGUACCCCUUGAGGCUGAACGGCUCGACGAGGAACAGCAGCAUCGAUACUGAGUUCUCGAAGGCGCCGCCGCCGCCCCCGCUGCCUCGGAAGGCUUAUAUGGACCUGAGGGAUGCGAUGGCGCUGUUGGAUGAGACCUGUCCAAACGUAGAACCCAGCCCGUCUCUCACCCCGCGGACGCCCAGGACACCUCUCACGCCGUAUUCGCGCAAUAAGAGGGCCCGCUCCAAGAGCAGCGAUAACUCGUCCAACUACAGCAACGAUCGGCUGAGCGACCGCUCCCUUGAGAUCUCCAAGGAGAAGGAGAAGAAGAGGCCGUUCCUGAGGAAGAUCGGGAUCUCGAAGACGGAGGACCGGCCGUUCCUGGCGAAGUUGGCACCACGGAUCAAGGGCAAGCCCUAUCUGGAGAAGAUCGGACCCAGCAAGGCCGUUGAGAGGCCGUUCCUGGACAAGAUCGGCUCGUCCAAAACCUUGGACAAAUUCAUCUUCGACGUUCCACGCAUCGAGCGCAGCGACGUCAAGAAUGACGAGAUGGCGAACAACGUUGGGCACGAGGAGGUACAAUCUCCGCGGCAAACGUGGGCGACGUGCGAAAGAAGGCGGUCGGGCAAGGAAUUCCUGCUGAAGAUGUACUCUUUCGAGACGGAGGAUCUGGAGUCCACGACGAAAGAGCCGUUGCGCGGCUCGUCUCUGGACGACGUGCUGGACUCCGGGCCGAGCUCCUUGCCAACGGAGAAGCGGCCGGAACAACCGGCCGCGUUGCUCAAGUGCCGAGUGACCACCAGCGAGGAAAUCAUCUCCUCCACGUGUCUGGACUCGCCCGUCGACAACUCGCCUCGCAGGGCGAAGAAGGAAUCUACCACGCCGAUUCGCCGCAGGAUCCUUCGGAGUUGCCGUGGCGACGCCGGCGACAGUACGCCGAACUCGCCCACCAAGAGGCCGAUCUCGAGCGUCUCGCCCGACCGCGAGUCAAGGAGCGGCACCACCGAGAGAGAAUCGUUCUCCCCGACGAAAAGCAGGAAGCUGAUCGUCGAGAAUACCGGAAGGUCGAUUAACCAGUUCGAAAGGCGAGGCAUCUCUUCGGACAAUCUGUUGGCGAAGGACGCCCUCUCAUUCGUCACUGCCGCACGGAUUAUAACCGACGACAUCGGGAGAACGCGGGAGAUCUCAUCGGAGGACUCGUUGGCGACUCGCCGUGGCGUUGAAGAAUAUUCGCGGGAGACCUUCAAGCAGCUGCAGGACAAGUUCAAGCUGCAGGAGAUACCUACGGAGAGCUACGCUGCGUUCAAACGACGCACACGGGCCGCUCAGGGCGCGUUGAGUUACCAUGAGAGGCUGAAGAUGAGUCUCUUGCCGGGGGGACUCGAGCUGGACUCGAAGAACGAGGCGGCCGAAGUAAAGCGAGAUCAAGAGGUUAGGUCGGUCCUGAGGAAACAAGAGAGAAUCGACCAGCCGAAUGAUCAAGAGGCGGACACGAACGCGUCCCUCAGACGGCCGAAGAGGCGGAUCUUCCACGAGCCGUCGCAGGAGACCAUGGACCUGCUGACGGAGCUGCGCAAAGUGAAGAGUCUGCUGAAGACCCCUUCCUGGGAGAAGAUCGAUUUGGACCUCGAUCAGAAACCAGCGCGGAUGCCGAAGCGUAUCCUACUGACGGACAAAGAGUUCUGUCUGUCGGUGGAGCGCGAGAACAGCGUGCGCCGUCCGUCGAGAAUGAUCAACUCGCUGGAGACUACAGAGGAGGGUAAGGUCGCGUCGAAUCAUAAAGGAGGCCAACCGUGCGAGACCAAAACAGCCAGCGAGCACAAGCCACCCGGACUGGCUUUGUUCGAGAAGAGAUGCCUGUCGUUGGAUUAUGCCGAUGAAGAGAAACCCCACAAGCCGGAGACCAGAGCAAUCUCAUUGGCAUCCACGAGGAAUCUGCCGUCCGAAGCCGACGACUACCCCGAUCUGGCGCUAAUCUGCGAUUGCAAGAGUUGCUCUUCGGACGUCUUCAACUCUCCGUCCGAGGAGACGAAACAGGAGGACACACCGAAGGAGCGAGAGCUGCUGCAGGAAGAGCUGCCGGAGGAAGGGCCGCCGGAGGAAGAGCCGCCGGAGGACGAGCCGCUGGAGGAAGAUCCGCCGAAGAGAAAGCCCAGUGAGAAUCAUUAUGCCGAGGUGGACAUCGCGAUUCCCAUCGAUCAGAAAAUCAACAUCUCCAAGGGAGAGGACGUCCAGAGUCGGACCAGCGAUCUCUACGAGAUCAUAUCGCCGCGGUCGACGCCGUUCCGCGUUAAGAAGCGACUCGGCAAGAUCUCCGUCGAGGAGACCGUCAAGCCGGAGAAUUUCACUCUCGGUUCUAAGGUCGACUGCCGGUCGGUCGUUGCUCAGAAACGGACCAAGUGCUUCCCCUUAUAACGCACGUCGAUCUGCCCGUGGGCGAGAUUCUCUCCGCGACGGUGUCGGGCCGCGUUCAUGCCUGAAGAGAGCGGGUGCAGGUGUUGGUGCGCUUCGCGUUGAACUUUUUAGCAGAGGGAAAAUCGACAUAGGUAUGGUAAACAUACCCAUGUUUCUCGGCUGUGAAAUACUAAAAAAACUGAAAUCCUGAACAUGAAUUUCGUCUGUUGUAUGCAGUCGUUGCAGCUUAAGUGGCACUUUCUGUUUGCAAACGGUUGUGUUAUUAGCGUCGUUUGAAUUUUCGUUCUGCUGACAUUUUUGGUGAGCUAUUUUCUUGUGAAAAUUAAAAUAAGCCAGCCGUAAGUAAUUUAUUUGGUAAUAUUCUUUCUUGAUUUUCCACUAUCUCUCUAUUCUCUGUCACAAGAAAAUUUAAGGUUGGGUUAUUCUAUAAACUGACAUACCUGCAUUUAUUAGUCUUUCAACGGACACAUUUGAAUUUUGUCGUAAAAUAUUAUUUCACAAGAUACAAUUGAAAUUACCGUUGACUGAUUUACCUUGUUUUCCUUAUUCUACGUUUAUUUAAGAUAGUCGAGAAAAAUCAGGAAAUCUCUUUUCACAUAAUAAAAAUAUGUAAAAUUAGUGAUAACAUGCAAGAAAAUAUAAUAAAUGUACAAAAUAAUGUAAUUUUAGUGAUUUUAUUUUAUUUCGUUGAUAAUUUCCUAUAAAUAUUAUGUCGGUAUGUCGGUUUUAGAGCCUAGUUUCUAGAAACGCCAAUCUUUAGUUAUUUGCAAGAAAAUAUGUAAUCAUUUUCAUAAGGCUAUAUAUAUUUUGGUAGAAAAAUGUUGCUGAGGUAUGCACAUAAAUUAUAAUUUUAUAUUUUCAACGGGACUUUAGAACCCAAGAACAAAAUGAUACGUCAGUUUUGGUGCUUUUCUUCUACUGUGUUCACGUACAAAUAGCUGAGCUCGUGGUUGCUCGAUUUGCACGUUUCUCAACGUCUCAUUUGAGCACAAAAUAAAGCCUCCGUAUCCUUUUCAAAUGGCUUCAAAUAAUGGAGAUAUAUAUCGAGAAAAAGAUACAUCGAUAGAAGAGAUAAAAUAUUCUAACAGCAAACAUUCGUGAAAAAAUUGUUGAAAACGAAACAUGUAUGACGAGUAGAUACAGAAAGGGUUAAACCGACCGAGUGAUUCGCGAUAAUAAUUGCAUCCUGCAUCCGUCCUCUUCCGGCACGAGCGCGACACUCUCUUGAGUUGCUUCUGAGAUCGAACGAAUAAAGUUAGAAAAAGUGUCGCUGGUGAACUCGCGUUAGACAGAUACUUUCCUUGACGUGGCGCUCGACUCGAAAUGACGGCAAGGUGAACUCAAUCGCUUUUAGUUAUCGGUCAGUCGAAAUUAAUCGCGUACAGCGCGCAAUACAGAAUAGAACGGCUUGAUUUAGUUCAACUUUGCUCAAGUGAGCGCAAUAGUGGCAUCUGUCAAGAAUUACUUCCCUGGCUCUCAAAUCUCUCGUCUCGUUUUGUUUUCAUGAAGCUUUCAGCAAUAAAGUGAAUGUCUCAAUCAGUGGAAAAGUAACCAUUUCGUGAUAAUAAAUUAAUAAAUUAAUAAUAUACAUAUUAAGCUAAAUACAUCAAAUUUAUUUUACUCGAAAGUUUGGACAUUUUUAAUUGUACUAUAUUUCUUAAAUUUAUGUGACACAUGUAUUUUUUAUUAUUGACGAACAUACGGACAGCUCUAUUAUUGACAGACAAAAAUCAUCAUUCGAAUAUUAUAAAUUGAUAGAAAAUCAUGAAUGUCUCUAUUAUAUUAACUUAAACAUGACAGUUUAUAGGCUGAAAACUCAUAUUUGCUAAAUUCUUGCAAUUUGCUAAAUUCUGGAUAAAUAAAUUAUAAUAUUGAUACUAUCCUUUAACUUUAUGGAAUAUUGGAGAACAAAGCGCUGAAAGGCAAAAUUUGAUACAACGGAGAUACGUGCGUCGAAAAAAUGCUAUUAUUUCGUUCUACUGUGCGAUAUAAAAUAAUCAGGCCGUCGCUGUAUUCUCGAAGUCGAGACAUUACCGCCACUCUAUUGAUUAUUGCAGAGCGACGUCCCUUCGAAAGUAUAAUGCCAACGUCGACUAGGCGAUUUUUUCCGGAAGACCGAUGACGGACGGAGAGAACGCGAUUCGGAAAAGCGGUAUUCCUUGAGAAACGAAGUAUGAAACAGCUGAACAUGACUGUCCAGCUUAGAGCCUAGACCGAAUCUUUUCGACAAGUUAGCCGGAACGUGCGAGAGAGCUCCUACGGAAAUAUUCUAAAGUGCACCCCCGACCAUUUUAUACUCGACAUUUUCGAAGAAGGAGACAAGGCGGCCGGAAACGGCCGUCGGAAGCUGCGGAUGGCGCGACAGACACUUUCGCCCGCUGGGCGACGCGCUGGAAGAACGAAGGAUCUGGCGAAAAUUCUUGAGUCGAGCAGUGCCUUGUUCGUGGAUAUAUAUUAUUUAAACAAAGGGAGAACAUAACAAAAAAACGUAUAAAACGCGAAAAAGAAGUCCUCUAACGACGAUUUAAUUCCGACUGCGCGCCGGAUUUUCUGAAUGGGUCCACGGAGUUGCGCUCUCGUCGAACGACAUCGUAACUCCUUCUCUCUCCUUCUCUAUCUAUCCAUCUAUCUCUCUUUUUCUCGCUUUUUUCGGAAAAAGAGAGCUUCGCGCGCUCGGAUUGCGAGGGUAGGAUAGAUCGUGGUCCUUAGAUAAUUCUCGAACUUCCGCGGAUUUCAGCCUCUCACGAAUGCUAUCUUGAACGAAUCGUGCGUCGCGCCUACAAUGCGACUAGCCCUCGACGAAAGCGGCGGGUCGUUUAACGAGGCCUGAUCCGUCUGACGCGGUAUUAAAGUGUCGAAAAGCAACUUUCGCGAUCCCAUAGGGUAGGAUUCGACGAAGGAAGGCGACGAGCUCUCGCGAGAGUGCGACUCCCACGCAGAUGCGUCCGCCUGCCAAGCCUGCUCUUUGUUCGGCACGGCGUACAUUAACGUAAACGUUUUAACGCUGAUAAUGAAACUUAUAUAAAUAAAUACACAGAUUAACACGCGCGUUCCUCUUAUAAUUUUCUAGAUGUAGAUAGGGUCGACAACGCACUAAAAAUUUUGACUAUACGGAAAGUACGUCUAAAUGUAGAUAGAGAUAUAUACGUAAAAUGUGUACCAUCGUUAUUGCGCCGAGAUAUUCGCGCGGCGCGCUGAUGACGUAUCGAUUCAGAUGCGUGGUUUCUCCAUGUCAUCCGUAGUUUCUUCGGUGAUCUCACGAGAUCUGUGUUUUCAUGGAUAAUUGAAUAAUAAUUAUGCAGUUAAAUAAUUGCAUCUCUUUUAUGAUUCGAUAUUUAUGUGAGGCACCCUUAGUCGAAAUUUUAGUCCUACAUUAAGUCUAGUUUAAUUUUACAUUAAGUAUUCAAAGAUCUUCUAUCGUGCUGUAUUUAUGCUACAAAUGGAAAAUUAUUUCCGUUUUCUCCACUUGCAGACUUAAUGUAGAACUAACAUUUCGACUCGGGGCUAUUCCUCGAACUAUUCAAAAUUAAUUAAAUCCUCGGAAACUAUAAACGAUAAAAUUAAAACAGCUUCGUUUCCAUUAUUGAAAGAGUGAUUAUUAUCAAAGAUCGAUUAUUCUCUUUCUUUCUUGUGUUACGCUCACAAUCAAAAAAACAUAUGUGGAAGAAGCGAAACGAUCUGAAUCGACGCUGCAUACGCACGCACCAAUCGCGCGUAUUCGGCAAAUAUUAGAGAUUCAUGCGAAUUGGUACACACACAACACACACACACAUAUUUAUACAUGCGUGCGCGCGUACACUCGACGGUAAGUAUACGUACGCGUACCUAGCCAGCUGUAAUUGUACGGAUUCAAUAGUUGGUGAGAUGUGCCAAACGCAGAAAUAAGAUUUAUUGUAUGUUACAAAGUUACUUUUAUAUAUACACUAUAUAUAUAUACCUAUCUGUGCGUCCGUGCGCAAAAAUUAUGCGUGUAUGCGUAUAUAUGCUCGGUAAACGUAUGGAUAUGUACGCGCGCGCGCGCGUGUAUGUGUGUGUGUGUGUGUUAAUGUGCGUGCGUGAAAAUGCAUGAGUGCGUUUCGCUGUGAACAUGUGCAUAUGCAGUGCACGUGCAUUCGUUUGCCGUGGUAGAUUUACACGCGUAUGCGAAUUAAAUGUGUGCAUUAUAAUAUGGAUAGGAAUCUACAUGUAUUGCGUGCGUAUAACGAUCAGUAUGCGUGUGUGUCUGCGUACAUGAAUGAGUGCGUGCGUGCGUGACGCGUCAGUAACACAUGCGUCGAGGAAGAUCACGAUCCGUGCUCCUGCGUGUUUAGUCUAAUUAAUCCGAAGUAUACAAGUCUAUUAACAAUCUUAUCUUAAUUUUAUUUCUUAAUUAAAGUUAAAGUUGUGUGUACACAAAAAAAUUAGUCUUAAACCAAGGAUAGAUAUAUUCUUAUAUAUAAGCAAGAAUAUUAUAAUUGUAUAAAGAAUAUUAUAAUCUUCUUAGAAGAUUUUCUGUCUUGAUCUGAUUGAACUUGUAUUGAUGCAAGUGUUAUUUGCAUUCAAUUCAAGACUAAAAAUCUUCCAAGAAUAUUAUAAUAUUCUUACUUAUGUGUGAAAAUAUCUAUCACUGAUUCAAGACUAUUUCUUUUCUAUAUAAUUAUUGCGUUCUUCGCUCAUCUUUCAAAUCGAUAGAGUCGCGCGAUAUCGUUUUAUGAUAUAAAAUAUAAAUUGUAUGUAGAAUGUAGUUAUUUGAUCACGUGUGCCCUCUUUUAAUUUUUGCGAUCAUAAUUAUUUUUUGUUGCGAGCGAGCAGUGUAGUACAGAAAAAUUGCUGCAAUGCUCUCACAUUCGUGAUCUUCAUAUUUUUUGUUAGGUUUCCUCGUGGUAAUUUAUUACCAAGCUCAGGAGCAAAAAAUUGUGCACUCCCAUAAUAAUAAUAAUAGUUAUUAUUAAUUAUUAUUAUUGAUAUAAUUAUUAAUAAUUAUUUGUUAUUUAUAAUAAUUAUUAUUAUUAUAGAAAAAAAUAAGUAUUCGAUGUCGCGAUUUGACUGCGUCGAAUAUAGUCAAGUCGUCCUGCGAGCUUGUGAUCCUCCUCGGUCGUAGACCGCAACAGAAUUAUAUAGUAGUAUUUUCAGCUGGUGCGAUCCAUGAUACAUGGUGAGACAGGGUUCGCUUUAUAAUCGGAGAGCAAAACUCGUCCACUCGUUCUCGUUUUUAAACUUAAUGAAAAAUCCCGCCGUAUAUCGCGGCAGCUAUCCGUCCACCCUUUCGGCUGUCCGUGCGAACGCGAAAGAUGCACGUCGUCGUCACGUUCUCGCGCAUGACAACACGCGAUAAACGAGAAGGGAGAGAAACGUGAUUUCUAAUCUACUACUAAUUAGCGUUCCGAAACACACGCGAAACUUUCGUUCUCGCGGGCGAGAUUUAGACGUUUAGACGCGAACAAAACGUUCAUUAGUUACCGUCGCGAUCUUUAGUGAAUUAGAAACAUAAUCGUCACACUUUCUAAGC
Dinoponera quadriceps is the source of this 8277-nucleotide messenger RNA. RefSeq lists its product as uncharacterized. Lineage: Eukaryota; Metazoa; Arthropoda; Insecta; Hymenoptera; Formicidae. Bases 183 to 2789 code for a protein of 868 amino acids. The record is from RefSeq and is a predicted model, not a curated record. The transcript has a single exon.